Messenger RNA from Eurytemora carolleeae, 1026 nucleotides. RefSeq names its product serine incorporator 5. Bases 26 to 913 code for a protein of 295 amino acids. Lineage: Eukaryota; Metazoa; Arthropoda; Copepoda; Calanoida; Temoridae. Gene Ontology annotation, cellular component: membrane. The record is from RefSeq and is a predicted model, not a curated record. The transcript is spliced from 5 exons.
UUCUAGGUAUACUGGACCCUCUUGCAUGUCUACGAACACAAUAAUAAUCUCCUGUAAUGGUUCUCUCUCUCUUUUGGUUCUGGUUCUAACCCUGCUCCCCUGCACAAACAAAUCUACUGGAGGGUUCGUUCCUGCUCUUCUUCAGUCUUCGAUAGUAUGUUCAUACUUAACCUUCCUCACUUGGUGUACAGUAACAUCUACUCCAGACUCUACAAGAGAUCCUACAGACCAAUUUUUCAAUCGGAAUCGGGAGAAUCAUCAAAUUUUAGCUGCAAACCUCGGACCGUAUCAUGCUGGACUAGAACCAUAUCAUAACCUUGACCUGGAGCUACAGGAGGAGUGUGAGGCUCCUACAGGAGGGAGUAUAGAUGAAACCUGGAUUCCAUACACUGCUAUCAUAAUCAUGUUCCUCGUACUUACUUAUAGUUCUAUAACUUCGUGGACAAGUAGUCCGGCUAAGGUUCUAGGAUUAAAGAUCGGAGAGACGGACGAGGAUCCAGGUUUAUGUAUCUGCUGCAGAGCAGGUUCAAGACGGGACAACUUUCCUCCAGGUCCUCCUGCAGCUGAGAAGGAUGGAGGUCAGCAUGUUAUCAGGAAUGAAAGGAUCCAGACCGUGUAUAGCUAUUCUCUCUUCCAUAUCACACUCUGCUUGGCAAAUAUGUUUGUCACCAUGCAGCUGACGCAGUGGUUUCAACCUCAGGAGACCAAAAUAAUAUCGUUCUCAAAGUCUUGGUCUACAGUUAUACUGAAGACGGUUAGCUGCUGGGUAUCUGUACUGGUUUAUCUCUCUACACUGGUUAUACCUACCUGGAGACCAAACAGUACUAUUUCAACACAGCACGGUUCAGGUCAGAUGCCUCCAGAUAUCUGGGCUUCAGAGGAAACUGCCUGUUUGCAAACAAGUCAUAUAUAAGCACUAUCAACUAAUUAAUCAAUCAACUAAUCAAUCCAAGAUAAUUUUAGGAAAUGUAAAACAUUAUGAAAUCCAUUUGAUGUUUUGAUUCCAAUAGAUUUAUUAAUAUCAAA